Messenger RNA from Penicillium nucicola, 1389 nucleotides. Its product is annotated as Zn(II)2Cys6 transcription factor. Gene Ontology annotation, cellular component: nucleus. The record is from RefSeq and is a predicted model, not a curated record. The transcript has 4 exons. Gene Ontology annotation, molecular function: DNA-binding transcription factor activity, RNA polymerase II-specific; zinc ion binding; transcription cis-regulatory region binding. NCBI's taxonomy places the organism in Eukaryota, Fungi, Ascomycota, Eurotiomycetes, Eurotiales, Aspergillaceae. Bases 1 to 1389 code for a protein of 462 amino acids. Gene Ontology annotation, biological process: positive regulation of transcription by RNA polymerase II.
AUGUCGACCCGCUCCCACCAAGGUUGUUGGACAUGCAAGCGACGGCGUCGUCGCUGCGAUAGCGCACGCCCUGAGUGUCAGAACUGUGCUGAGCGGGGAGUUGCGUGCGAGGGUUACGAGGUUCGGCUGCGUUGGGGUAGUGGGAUUGCCUCGCGCGGGCAUCUUACUGGUGCUGAUAAGCCCGUUAAGGGUUCUGCACCGAGCAGGCCGAGGGGUCGGCAGAGGGACUUGAGGAAGCGAGAUUUAGAGGGGCUGGUCACUCCUUCUGGAUCUGAUGGAAGCCAUGAUUUGGAGCACAGUCCAGCAAAUGGAGAGCAGGUCGUUGAAGAUGAGGUUCUGUUCAACAAAUUCAUGAACGAUGGCAUCAAUGCCCUCCAUUCGACAACAGCAAGUGAUAGUAUGCUGCAUGAUCGUCUUCCGCAACUCUGUCAACAAUCCAGCGCAUUGUAUUCGAUCUGCAUUGCUUUCCAACUUGCAUUAACAAGCUCUGUUACGCCGCAAUUCUGCGAGUACUUCGAUAAAUCGCUGGGGAUAUUUCGGUCAGAGCUGGCGUGUAGUACAGUUCUUUCGGAUGGCACGCUGACCUCGGGGCUACUGCUGUGUAGCAUCGGCUUGAUGCAUGGCUUACCUUGGACUAUGCAUCUCGAAGGAAUGCAUAAUAUUCUGCAAAGUCAUGGCUUAAACGAUAUGAAUCGGCCGUCUACUCCUACACAUUUCCGGAUUCAUCUGCUAGAGGUUAUGGGCGUCAUGGAUCUGGCAUGCUUUUCUGUGGGCCGUCAAUGUCCACGUAUAGGCAUCUGGCGUCGCUAUUGUCAACCAGCUGCUCCUAGGUAUGGUAUUGAGCCCGUUAGUGGUAUUCCACGGACUUUGCUUGACAUAUUUGCUGGGAUUGGAGCAGAGACAACCGAACAGACAUUCUGGGACUGGCCCGGUGAACCGGGUAGCUUCCUACAAUGUUAUCUUUGGGAGGCACAUCAACUAGCAGGUAUAUUGGCUUUCCGUAGAGGAGUAAAGGCUGCGCUUCCCAGGGCAGGCGAGAUCAGCAUCUCCACGUGGCGACAGCCAGCACGGUGCCCGGCAGAUACAACGGUGCUCGUCACGCGAAUUAUGGCUUGUCUGGAUGCAAUGCGUCUUGCAUUUAUUGAACGUCCAAAAGAAGAUGCGUUCAUUAAGAACGCGACUAUUUUCCCUAUGUUUAUGGCCGGGUCUGAAGCUAGUGUGCUGUGUCGCAGGCCAGAAUGGCAGCAGAUUAUCCGUGCAGCAUUUGCAGAAUCUCAUCAAUGCCAAAUUUUAUUGGGUCUGUUGGAAGAUUUAUGGCAAAAUGGGGAUUCAGAUAUUGAUAUAGAUGAACUGGCUCGGUCGAAGGAACUCGAGAUGGGUUUGUUGUGA